AUGGCAUCACCCAACAACUGGGUAAAGAUUUUGGAGGUAGGCCAGGUUUCUCCGGCCAAGAAGUCAGGCGAGUCACCCUCAGGAUCUCUUCCUCUCACAUUUUACGAUGCAUUUUUUUUUGGGUUUCCUCCGGCUGAGCGUAUCUACUUCUACAAACUCACUGCCUCACCUUCAACAUUUUUCUACUCACAAAUCGUUCCGGGGCUCAAACAUGCUCUCUCACAAACCCUUGUCCACUUCCUCCCUCUAGCCGGAAAACUCACAUGGCCACCUCAUUCCUCUAAACCCGUCAUCGUCUACGCUCCAAGUGAUACAGUUUUACUCACGAUUGCGGAGUCUUCUGCUGAUUUUACUGGCUUGGUCAGCAAUGAAAUUCGUGAAGCAGCUGAGUUGCGGCAAUACAUACCCGAGUUGUUAGUUUCAGAUGCAAUGGCCUCUAUAAUUGCUCUGCAAAUUACUCUAUUUCCCAAUAAAGGGUUUUCCAUCGGCAUCGCUAUGAACCACACAGCUGUUGACGGAAAGAGCGCCUCCAUGUUCCUCAAAGCAUGGGCUCAUAUAUGCAAACAAAGCGAUAAUGGAAAAAUCAUCCCUUUAUUGCCAGAACUAAUCCCAUCCUUUGACAGGGCAUCCAUCGAAGACGCUUAUGGGCUUGAGCAAUUCUACUUGAAAGGGUGGCGAGACACGCCUGUAUCAGAUUCAGAGUCCAAUCAGCGAAGUGUUAAAUACGUGCCCAGUACUCUAGGAGUAGCACCCAAUCUAGUUCGAGCUACGUUUCAGUUAAGCCGUGAAAGCAUCCACAAACUCAGGGACAAUAUACUGAAUUACCACCAGCACCACGUUGGAUUAAAGUGUACACAACAGCUUCAUCUUUCAACAGUAGUGGUGGCAAGUUCUUAUUUGUCGGUCUGCUUGGUGAAGGCUAGAGGAGGAGAUAGUAAAAGAAGAGUGUACUUUGUGAUUGCAGUGGAUUGUAGGAGCCGCAUAGAUCUUUCAGUUCCAGCAAACUACUUUGGCAAUUGCCUUUAUGUCCUGGACAGGGCUGUAGAAGCAGGAACUUUCAUGGAGGCAAAUGGGGUGGCUGUUGUAGCAGAGAAGCUUAGCGAUUCAAUAAAAGGAUUGGGGAAGGGAGUUUUUGAAGGAGCAAAAGAGAGACAUGCCAAGUUGAGGGAUGAAGUAGAAGAGGUGCAAAAGAUUGGAAUAAUUGGAUCACCUAAGUUUAAGUAUUACGAGGAAGAUUUUGGAUGGGGAAGACCUGAGAAAGUGGAGAUUGUCUCCAUAGACAGGGUGAAUGGUGUUUCGUUGAUGGAUGAUAAAGAUGGGCGUGGAGGGAUUGAUAUUGGCUUGGUUUUGCCCGCACAUGAAAUGAAGGCCUUUGCUUCACUCUUUUUUCAAGGCCUAAGUGUCCUGUAA
Molecule: messenger RNA, 1410 nt
Organism: Manihot esculenta (cassava)
Lineage: Eukaryota; Viridiplantae; Streptophyta; Magnoliopsida; Malpighiales; Euphorbiaceae
Product: phenolic glucoside malonyltransferase 1
Exons: 1
Coding region: 1-1410 (469 amino acids)
Source: RefSeq, a predicted model, not a curated record